Molecule: messenger RNA, 369 nt
Organism: Saprolegnia parasitica CBS 223.65
Lineage: Eukaryota; Oomycota; Saprolegniomycetes; Saprolegniales; Saprolegniaceae
Exons: 2
Coding region: 1-369 (122 amino acids)
Source: RefSeq, a predicted model, not a curated record
AUGUCGUACUCGGGUCUUGCGUCGCUGCAAUGGUACUUUACAGGUCUCUGCCACUAUGGCGCGCGCGGCUACCGCAAGGCGUCGACCACGUGGGUCGAGACGCCCGUCGACGUCUCGUCGCGCCACUACGCCGUGACCGGCGCCAACAGCGGCCUCGGCUUCGCGAUCGCGACCCAGCUCGCGCAGCUCGGCGCGCACGUGCAUCUGGUCUGCCGCGACGCAGGCCGCGCUGAGGCUGCGCGCAAGGCCAUCGUCGACGUCUCGUCGCACGACCCGAGCAAAGUGCACGUCCACCUCGGCGACCUCGGCAAGCAAAAGGACGUGCAUACGAUCGCCGCGUCUCUGGCGGCUGCCGCGCCUCUUUACUGA